Messenger RNA from Ictalurus punctatus (channel catfish), 2609 nucleotides. It is a transcript of the gene afg2b, whose product is annotated as spermatogenesis associated 5-like 1. Gene Ontology annotation, molecular function: ATP binding; ATP hydrolysis activity. The transcript has 9 exons. NCBI's taxonomy places the organism in Eukaryota, Metazoa, Chordata, Actinopteri, Siluriformes, Ictaluridae. Bases 168 to 2462 code for a protein of 764 amino acids. The record is from RefSeq and is a predicted model, not a curated record.
CGGGGCUUGUCGCAGUGCCGCUGGUGGCCAUGCUGUUUUCCUCACACACACACACACACACACACAGUGUAGAACUGGUACAGGAAAAAUAGUAAAAUAAAACAGAACACAUGUAAAUAUUAAUGUAUAUAUAUAUAUAAUAAAGCAGAGUGCUGAGGGUCAGAGCGAUGAGGCCGGAGCUGCUGGUUCUCCCGCCGGAGCACUCGGACCUGGGUACGCAGCGGUGCCGUCUGGGCCCGGCGGUGAUGGAGGAUCUCGGUCUGCGUCUCGGCUCUCCAGUGCUGGUGACGCUGCCAGGCGGAGCUUCCUGUCUCUGUACAGCAUGGCCACGCCCCGACCUGGCCGACGCCUACCUGCAGCUGGACCCCACCUGCUCCUCGCCGAACCUCCACCCGGACGCGCUCCGUGGACUCCGGCUCGGGGCGGAGCGGCUCACGGCUCUGAGAUGUCCACGUGUGAAGCGUCUGCGUGUGACUGCGCUGGUGCAGGGUGGAGAGUAUAGACGCAGGACGUCUGCGCAGGCGGUCGGGGCGCUGGCUGCGGAGCUGCUCACCGGGCUGUACGUCCACGAGAAGCACCUGGUGAACAUCUCGCAUGCAGGAACACCCAUUCACUUCCUGCAGGUGGACAGCGUGAACUCGGGUUCUCAUAAAGCGGGACGCGUGACGUCUGAGACUCGCCUGGACGUGGUGUCGGUUCGGACGGUGGAAACACACCGGCGCUGGGCGCGUGAGGGUUCUGCUGUGCCUUUGGGAGGACUGGAGGAGGUUCGAGCCUCGCUGAAGGAGAUGCUGACGCUCCCGCUGCGUUAUCCAAUCAGCACGCAGCGUGUGGGCGUAGCGGUGGGGCGUGGCGCAUUGCUGGUGGGACCUCCGGGCGUGGGGAAGACGCAGCUGGUACGCAGCGUGGCGCGGGACGUGCAGGCAGCACUGGUGACGGUGAGCGGGCCGGUGGUGGUGGGGUCGCGCCCCGGAGAGAGCGAGGAGAACCUGCGUGCUGCGUUUACUCGAGCCUCAGAAGCAGCCCGAGAGGAACCGUGUGUGCUCUUCAUCGAUGAGAUCGACGCGCUGUGUCCGAAACGGAGCUCCAGCACCGGAACCCCGGAGAACCGUCUCGUCGCUCAGCUCCUCACCCUCAUGGACGGAAUCGGCAGCGAUGAAGGGUUCGUCAUCAUCGGAGCCACCAACCGGCCAGACGCCCUCGACCCGGCGCUCAGGAGACCCGGUCGCUUCGACAGAGAGAUAGUUGUAGGUGUUCCCACUCUGCAGCAGCGGUACCGGGUUCUGCAGUGUGUGUGUCGCAGUGUUCCGCUCUCCGCGUCUGUAGAUCUCAACUCCAUCGCCGAGAUGACGAGCGGAUACGUGGGGGCGGAUCUGAGCGCGCUCAGUAGAGAGGCAACGCUGCAGGCUAUACUACACUCUACACAGGGCGGAGCUGGAAAUUCCGGCCAAUCAGGGGGUGAGGAUGGUAAAGUGAGAAUGGAGCAUUUUGUGAAAGCGUUGCGAUUGGUCCCUCCCUCCUGCCUGAGGAGCAGUGUGGGCGUGGCUGAGUUUACACCUGUGAGCUGGGAGCGAAUCGGAGGACUGGAGGAAGUAAAGCUCAAACUCAGACAGAGUGUGGAGUGGCCGAUGAAGUUCCCCGAGGCGUUUGUGCGUAUGGGUGUGUGUCGUGCGCGGGGUGUGUUACUGUACGGGCCGCCGGGCUGCGCUAAGACCACGCUGGUGAAAGCAGCAGCAUCUUCAUCACACUGCAGCUUCCUCACACUGAGCGGGGCGGAGCUGUACUCUCCCUACGUAGGGGACUCGGAGAGGACACUCGCUAAGCUGUUCCGUCAGGCGCGAGCGUGUUCUCCCUCCGUUGUGUUUCUGGAUGAGAUUGACAGCAUGGUGGGUUGUCGUGACGACGGAGGCGGUUCCUGUGGUAGCAGUGUACAGGCUCAGGUGUUGUCUGUCCUGCUGAAUGAGUUAGACGGUGUGGGCUUUAAAACCGCUGAGAGACGAGGGACAGCACCGAGUAAGAGGGACAAAGAGAGAGCACACAGAGACCAACGGAUGCAGCUACAGGAAGCAUGUAAUCAGGAUGUGAUGAUUGUUGCUGCCACUAACAGGCCGGACAUGUUGGACAGCGCUCUGCUCCGCCCUGGACGAUUCGACCACAUCAUAUACGUCCCCCCACCUGACCUACAGGCUCGUCUGGCCAUCCUGCAGCUCCACACAGAGAAAAUGCCGCUGAACUCGGAUGUGUGUUUGGAGGAUCUGGCAACCCAGACAAACCUGUUCUCCGGAGCCGACCUGGAAAACCUCUGCAAGGAGGCGGCUCUGUUAGCCCUUCAUGAAGAAGGUAUGAGUGUGUCAGCAGUGCAGCAGAAACACUUCCAGAAGGUUCUACAGAAUUUCCAACCAUCUAUCAGCUCACAGCAGCUCCUGCAGUACCAACAGCUCUUCAAACACAGCUACCGUUAGCAUGCCGCGGUUAGCAUGCCGCGGUUAGCAUGCCGCGGUUAGCCUGCUGUGGUUAAACAGUGUGUUUUUUGGUAUGCUAACACUGAGAACAUUGUUUAGUGUUUUGUGAGAGCCGUUUAAACUCCUGAUUAAAAACUUUUCACUGAA